Trypanosoma grayi is the source of this 450-nucleotide messenger RNA. RefSeq lists its product as hypothetical. The record is from RefSeq and is a predicted model, not a curated record. The transcript has a single exon. The coding region runs from base 1 to 450 and encodes 149 amino acids. NCBI's taxonomy places the organism in Eukaryota, Euglenozoa, Kinetoplastea, Trypanosomatida, Trypanosomatidae.
AUGAAGAGGACUUUGUUGGGGCCCUCUCUUGUUUCAACGAGGGGUGCCCUGCAAUGCUCGAAGCGCUUCAAUCUUCUGGAGCAUAAGACCAAAGGCUCUAUGUUUAUGAAGCACUUAGAUUUGUAUGCUCGACGAGAUCCACAGCUGGCUCCCUACUUACUUAGAGAAGUAGACAUAGAGUACAAAAGAAAAUGCCGUAAGGUGUCUUUUUGCUGCUGGAUGUGUAUUUUCACAAUUGUGACUGCAGUUCAAAUGCGUAUGCAGAGUGAACAGCUGCAUUAUUUACGUCUAUACGCAGAUUGUGUGAGGGCUGAACAAGAAGCAAAGGAUGGAGACGAAAUUCGGCGUAGAAAAGCAUUUGUAGGAGUAAUGAACAUUGUACGGGAUGCAUUUGAUCGAGAUCAGUCGUGGAACCGGAACGACCAGGAGAAGGCGUUGAAUGCAUUGUGA